Molecule: messenger RNA, 549 nt
Organism: Aspergillus oryzae RIB40
Lineage: Eukaryota; Fungi; Ascomycota; Eurotiomycetes; Eurotiales; Aspergillaceae
Product: EthD domain-containing protein
Exons: 2
Coding region: 1-549 (182 amino acids)
Molecular function (GO): oxidoreductase activity
Source: RefSeq, a predicted model, not a curated record
AUGGUUCGCCUCAUGUCUCCGUUGGCGGCUCUAGCUGGAGCGACCGCCGCGUCGUGCCAGACUGAUGACCAGAACCACGACUCGUACACCGGCUACACCCAGACGAUCACCUACAUCAAGCGGCACCCGGACUGGGCUCGCGAGGAAUUCUGGACGCACUGGCAGACAGAGCAUGCGCCCAAGGUUGCUCCCCUAGCAACCUAUUUCAACAUCACCCGUAACCAACAGAUCCUAGUUGGAGGCAUGAUCCCCCCCACUGCAAUGGGAGCAGACCAGCCUGCCAACACCACCCUUGUGAGCUUUGACGGCAUCGCCAUAUUCCCGUACCUGAAUCCCUCGGCUUUGACCGCGAUGCUUUCUCAUCCUUACUACAUCGACAUUGUUGAGAAGGAUGAGGAAACGUUCAUCGAUAAGUCGGCCUAUGGUGACGGAAUGGUCACGACCUAUGUCGGAAAGAACGUCGAGGUUGCUGACGAAGGUUCCAAUGUCUGGGUCGGGGACGCCGCGACGGCUGAGAAGUACCAGAAGCUUUUCGAGUCGUACCUUUGA